Exophiala viscosa is the source of this 1924-nucleotide messenger RNA. RefSeq lists its product as uncharacterized. The record is from RefSeq and is a predicted model, not a curated record. The coding region runs from base 485 to 1528 and encodes 347 amino acids. NCBI's taxonomy places the organism in Eukaryota, Fungi, Ascomycota, Eurotiomycetes, Chaetothyriales, Herpotrichiellaceae. The transcript has 2 exons.
UGAGUCAUGCAAUUGAUUCAAUUUGGUGGUUCAGGCUCACCAUACCUGACAUACCUUUGCGUUCGCCUCAUGAAGAAGCACAGCUGCGACUCCGAUGAUGGAUUCGAGCACAAGAGGGACUAGGACACUGAGCUGUCCUUAUGAUGGAGGAGUCGUCCACGCUGUAAUACAAGUCGUUUUCUGCGCAGUCGACGAUAUUGCGCCAGCAAAGGUCAGAUUAUUCACACCUGCUGGUUGUUUCCUAGGUAGCCAACAUCAACGUGAAGAUACAUACAAUCACUGCCUCAGAUCGAACGACUUCCCCUUUUGGAUACUCAUUGUUAUGGUUUGAGGCUUUUUCUCACUUCAGACUUCAUGGAUCUUCCUCAAGGAACAUUCUCGCUCGAAUGUCAGAGUUGUCCUGACUCCUCCUCUAUUUGCCUUGUUUCUUCCCGCCACUCGUCUUCUUGGUUGUGUAUAUCAUCAAGGAGUCUGCCUCGACGAGAUGGCCUCAUCAGCAAAGAUGAUGCUUCUUACGUUGUGUCUCUGCAUUUUGGACACAGCUUUGAUCUUGUUUUCAUUCGACAAUCUCACCGGCACCAACGUCGUCUCUCGACAAAAUCUGGUCAAUGCUCUUCCGAUUAUCCUGAUGCUCACAAGAACGGCUAUCUUGAUACACCUUUGGGUACUCGUCCUAGGCAAGGAGCGAUGGCCCCGCAAAUCUCGGUCCUCUGCUAUCGGCAAACACAACACCUCUGCUCGAGAGCCGGUCUCCUUCUUCGGCCUGCCACUUGAGGUCCGCAAUCUGGUUUACCAAUCUUUGUUCGCUGGUCAGGACAUAUCCUUAAGGAAGGACGACCACAAAUCGAUCGUCGAAUUUCACAAACCGAGAUUCGUUAUGCCACAGAUUCGACGUGACCGGUCCCUUGGUCUGAACAUCCUCCUCGUAUCAAAAGCGUGCUUGCACGAGGCAAAGGCGGCAUUGUUAAACGAAGCGAACUUCUACCUGGAGUUUAAUCAACUCAAUACGCUUUUGGAAGAUACACUUAGGGGUUUCUCCAAAGACGACCUUCUGAGGGUCCGAUCAUUGCAUUGCGACCACGAGCCAAGAUGGUACUCUUCGAUGGAACACUGCCACCCCUUGGGGACUAUGACUAGGCUGGCCAAAGUUGACGUCCUGUACGCUUUCGACAUGUGGUUCGAUGUCUUCGAUAUGAACAUGUGGCUGGAUGCAAUUGACAUGUGGCCUGAAGAUGAUCCAAAGGAGUACUUACAGGCCAACAUCAUCUCCAUACUGCAUGAUCUCGCACUUGCAUGGAAACCGUGCAGACACAAGGCACUGCUUAGGCACUUCAAAGCUCAGGCGGCAAGAAGAAAGGGUAUGAAAUUGGUCUUCAGAGUUCCCAUCCCCAUUGAUGGCUUCCCAAUUGAUAUCUGCGUGGAACUGAUGUCACAAAUGGUUUGGACAGAGGGAACGUUAGGCGACGAUAACACUCUUCUUCCUGAGCAGAAUCUGCCCGGUUUGAUGGCGAUCUUCGAGGACGUUUAGUCGACGACCUUGAGGACGGACAUUCCGACAUCUUUCGGUUUUCUUUUUCAAAAUGCACACUGCACACUACACUCUGGCAUAAGGAACUUCUGCAUUCAAUUGUGACAGCGUUGGCGUUUGAGAGAUUUCUUUUGACAACAUCUUUGUAUUCGAGUUGUUGACGCGGAUCAACAGAUACUUGGCUCGCUGAAACUGUGGUAACAUGGAACAGGUGACAGAGCGUGGGAUAUGAGAGGACGGCUGAGAACUCUUGUUACGACGGACUAGAUUGAUCCAUGAAGGUGGCUGGGACAGCGCAUUGCUGAAAGUAGACAUGAAGGUGUUGUAUGUAUCAUUCAGUGCUUCGAGAAGGUUUUAGUAGUUGAGGACGUGCAGAAUGACAUUUCCACGCCAGCG